Messenger RNA from Caenorhabditis briggsae, 1311 nucleotides. Bases 1 to 1311 code for a protein of 436 amino acids. The transcript is spliced from 4 exons. Lineage: Eukaryota; Metazoa; Nematoda; Chromadorea; Rhabditida; Rhabditidae. The record is from RefSeq and is a predicted model, not a curated record.
AUGAUACCUUUUGACAUUGCUAGCUGUCUAUCAAAAAUUGGAUUCCUCAUCACCUUCCUCGCUGGACUGUUCUUGAUCUACCUGACAAUGGCACACAUCGAAAAUAUGGUCACCACAUACAAGCGGAUUAUUGUGUAUUUCGCAGUCUCUGGAAUGCUGUUUUCGGGGCUCGAAGUCAUUUCCCGCCCGUUUGCUCAUAAUUACAAUGGAGCUAUUGUGUUUUUCAGCACAAGCAAGUUGGAUUUAUCCCAGGAAAACCUGCAGAUAUUGAUUUCAAUUUGGUCUGGCUUCUAUUCUCUAACCAUUGCAUUCAUUUCAUUUCAAUUCGUUUAUCGAUACCUGAGCUUGUUUCAUGUGAACAGUUUGGAAUAUUUUGAUGGAUUUGGAACUGUAGUUUGGAUGGUAUACCCAUUGAUUCCUGGCGCGAUUUAUAGUAUCGCUUUUCAUAUUUUCUGUCAGCCAGAUGAAUACACAGACAGCUACGUCAGAUGGGAACUCUUCGAGACCUAUGGAAUUGCAAUUUCCGAAAUUCCCCGCUUUUUUAUGGUUCCAUUUGACGCAUCUGGAACUCUAAGGAUGGAAAGUGUGAUUAACAUUUCUGUGGACUUAUUUCUUAUUGGUUUUCAUUACCUCAUCAUACUGUAUUGUGGACUACAAAUGCAUUUCAAUAUGAGAAAGGAACUUAGAAAGUUCUCAGCUCCUCAACGAAGACUCCAGCGGCAAUUCUUCAAAGCACUUAUUGUUCAGAGCAUGGGGCCAACGAUUUUUCUAGUUCUACCAGCUGCUCCAGUUCUAUUGACUCCAGUGUUAUCACCUCUCCUGGAUGUCAAAGUCAGCUGGCAAACCGGAUGGAUGUUUACAUUGAUAGGGCUGUAUCCACCGUUUGAUAGUAUCGCCUUUAUGAUAAUUGUGUCAGAAUACAAAAACGUUAUCAGAAGCAACAUUUCUAUCGACAAGGCAACAUUUGCCAAGUUGGAGGAGGAAUUGCUCAAUGAGGCUCGAGCAUUCAACCAGAGGAGAAACCAGCACAAUAAAUUUGAUCUCCAUUAUCUUACUGUAAAUGUGGCGGUAAGAUAUGCCAAAGAGAUUAUCGAGGAGGCUCGAAAAAAGGGAGAGCGAUCGGUCUCCCUGGUUACUGGGGCUGGGAACAACUCCAUAAAUGGCAUCUCCAACACAAAAAAUGCCAUAAUGGGGGAAAUCCGAUUCAACAUGACCAAUUGUCGUGUGGCAGAAGAAAUCCGAUUCAACAUGACCAAUUGUCGUGUGGCAGAGCCUUGCAAUAAAGGUAUGAUUAAUGUUGAAUUCUGGUAG